Messenger RNA from Purpureocillium lilacinum, 321 nucleotides. RefSeq lists its product as uncharacterized. The record is from RefSeq and is a predicted model, not a curated record. Lineage: Eukaryota; Fungi; Ascomycota; Sordariomycetes; Hypocreales; Ophiocordycipitaceae.
AUGAAACUCACUGCUCUUUUCUCAUCGCUUUUCCUUACCACGUUUGCUGCUGGCGAGGCAAUCCAUCUUGUAAACUGCAAUGGUGGCCCGCAACCGAUAUCGAUGGUUGCUUACUACGCAGACGACCAUAACCCUACCCAGCCCCCGUCUGACAACGUUUGCCUGAUGUCUUAUGGCCCCUACUUCUACUGGGAGACGGGGAUAUACGAAUACUGCAAGUUCCCGACUGGUGUCGAGUUCAAGUUCAAUAUUGAAGUCGUGGCUCAGGCCCCCGGAGUCGGUGACUACUCGGAUGUCGGGUGUGUAUUUGGUUCCGAGUAA